AUGACGGAAACGAAAGAAGAGAGUUUUGGAAAGAAGAAGAAGACGAGAGAGUUUAAUUCGUCAAUUCCCGCGAAAGUGGACGUCGCCAUCGUUGGUGGGGGGCUCGUCGGCGUCGCGUUCGCGCGGGCGUUGCGAAUGAGCGCAAAAACGAAACACUUGUCUGUGGCUGUUUUAGACGGGAACCCGCGAGCGUUCUCCAUGAAACGAGAAAAGAAAGAAGAAGAAGAUAAACAACAACAACAAGAAAAUCCUUACAAACCGAAAGCGAGAGUCUCUGCGUUGACUCCGGAAUCGAUUGACUUUUUAGAGCGCGAGUGUGGAGGCGUGUGGACGCAGAUUGAGAAGACCAACUUGGGGAACGAGUUUGACGCCGUGCAAGCGUGGGACGCGAUUGGCGAAGGAUACGUACGGUUCGAAGCAAAAGAGGCGAACAGAGAUAGACUAGGGGUGGUGGUUGAAAACGACGCGACGCGGAACGCGUUGUGCGACGGACUGAUUGAAGAGUUUGAAAAAGGAGAAGAAAUGGAAGAAGAAGGACAAGAGAGGAAGAGAAGAAGUUUGUUUUUGUUGCCCGGGACGAGCGUGGUUGGUACAGAGACGACGGAAUCGUCACCAUUUCGAGUGGUCAAGUAUAAGAGUUCUACGGGUAACUACACUAACGGGGACAGCGAAUAUGAAGAAGAAGUGAAGACAAUUAGCGCGCGAUUGGUUGUAGGUGCGGAUGGUCCGAACGGCGCCAUGAAACGAUUCGCCGGGGUGCGGUCGUUUGGGUACGAUUACAACCAGAAAGCGGUGUGCGGUACGGUUGAGCUCGACGGGCCGACCAAAACGGCGUUCCAGCGCUUUUUGAAAAACGGACCGAUUGCUUUACUUCCUAUUGGCAACGGGAAAUCGAAGACGAGCAAUAAUAUAGAUGAUUCUCAGUUUCCAAUUUAUGCAAACAUCGUGUGGUCAACCACGCCGAAAGAAGCUGAGCGCAUAACCGCGCUGAGUGACGACGACUUUGCCAGCGAAGUCAACGAUGCCAUCCACGGAGGCGGAGAGUACAAUUAUCAGCUUCGUAAGCAGCAAGUUCGUGAUUCGAAAAUCAUCAACGGAGGGUUCGCGAAGAGUUUCUCGAUGUUUAUCGUGGAAAGUUUCGCCAAAGAUUUAUUUUCGUUUGCGGUCGAUACUUUAGCGAAGAACAAAAAGAUGGAGAGUAAAGUGAGAGAAAUUUUACAAUCAACGCUGAAAGAAAACGAGUUUGAGUCGCCACCGAACAUCAUCGCCACGGCGAAAGGGUCCGAACGCGGCGCGUUCCCUCUCAAAUUGAAAAUUGCUGGUACGAGGACUCACCGCAGAAUGCUCUUGAUUGGCGACGCCGCGCACGUGGUACACCCGUUAGGCGGUCAAGGCGUUAAUCUUGGGUUUAAAGACGUCGCAGCGGCGAUUGAUGCGGUUGAGAACGCGAUAUCUGUUGGCGAUGACAUUGGAAGUGAAAACACGCUCCGAAACUAUAAAAACGCUCGUUUCUUAGAAAUGUCAGCGAUGGUGAUAGGAUUGGAUACGCUCCAAAAGAUUUUUGGACCAACUCUGAGUUCCAUCGCACCUUUCACGCAAUUGCGGAGUAUCGGCAUGCGCGCCGUGAACUCGAUUGCGCCAGUCAGAGAAAGUAUUACGAAGUUCGCCGCGGAUGGUGGAGUCUUGCGCAAAAAAUAA
Molecule: messenger RNA, 1698 nt
Organism: Bathycoccus prasinos
Lineage: Eukaryota; Viridiplantae; Chlorophyta; Mamiellophyceae; Mamiellales; Bathycoccaceae
Product: 2-octaprenyl-6-methoxyphenyl hydroxylase
Exons: 1
Coding region: 1-1698 (565 amino acids)
Biological process (GO): ubiquinone biosynthetic process
Cellular component (GO): mitochondrion
Molecular function (GO): oxidoreductase activity, acting on paired donors, with incorporation or reduction of molecular oxygen, NAD(P)H as one donor, and incorporation of one atom of oxygen; FAD binding
Source: RefSeq, a predicted model, not a curated record